CACAGAAAGAAAAAAAAAGAAAAAGAAGAAAAGCGUUCAAAACUAAAGGCUAAAAAAAGCCACUCAUACUACUUUCAACUUCAAAAAAAAAAAAACCCUCUCUUUAAUUUUUGUAUUUUCUUCUUCCAGAAUGCUAUUAACUAAACAAGAAUUUCAUCACAAUCCACCCUCCCACUAUCACUUUACUUUGUUUUCUUCUCCUCUUUCGUCAUAUCCCUCUUCAAUUUUCUCGUGUUUGAUGAUGAAUUUCAUCAGUUGUUGAUGCCAUAUAGACCUCAACUCUAGUUUUGUUUCCCUCUUUGCUCCCUUUUUUUUUUUUGGUUUCUGGGUUUUUUAGUUGUUGCAUGAAAGAUUUUGGUUAUUGAGAAGAGUAACAGUGAAGAAAAGAUGGAUUCUCUGGUUCUUGAUGCUAUAAUUCAGCGUUUGCUUGAGGUUAGGGGAAAGCCCGGGAAACAAGUACAGCUCUCGGAGUCGGAAAUUAGACAGCUCUGUCUCAAGUCUAAGGAAAUUUUCAUGGAGCAGCCUAAUCUUCUUGAACUUGAGGCCCCUAUUAAGAUCUGUGGCGAUAUCCAUGGUCAGUAUUCUGAUUUGCUAAGGCUUUUUGAAUAUGGAGGACUACCACCCAAGUCCAAUUAUUUAUUCCUGGGGGAUUAUGUGGAUCGUGGCAAACAGAGUCUUGAGACGAUAUGCCUUCUACUUGCAUUCAAGAUCAAGUAUCCUGAGAACUUCUUCCUUCUGAGGGGCAACCAUGAGUGUGCUUCUGUUAAUCGCAUUUAUGGCUUCUACGAUGAGUGCAAGAGAAGAUUCAAUGUCAGAUUGUGGAAAGUCUUCACAGACUGUUUUAACUGCCUGCCUGUAGCAGCUUUAAUUGAUGAGAAAAUUUUAUGCAUGCACGGGGGACUUUCUCCUGACCUCAAUGAUUUAGAUCAGAUAAGGAACCUGCAGCGCCCAUGUGAUGUUCCUGAAACUGGUUUACUCUGCGAUCUACUUUGGUCGGAUCCAAGUAAAGAUAUUAAAGGGUGGGGUAUGAAUGACAGAGGAGUUUCAUAUACCUUUGGCCCAGAUAAGGUGACCGAAUUUCUUCAGAAGCAUGAUCUGGAUCUUAUUUGCCGUGCCCAUCAGGUUGUGGAAGACGGAUAUGAGUUUUUUGCUGAUAGGCAACUCGUAACUAUAUUUUCUGCCCCUAACUACUGUGGGGAAUUUGAUAAUGCUGGUGCCAUGAUGAGUGUGGACGAGACUUUGAUGUGCUCUUUCCAAAUAUUGAAGCCUGCGGAUAAGAGGCCCAAGUUCGGGUUUGGCAGUUCCACUACAAACAAAGCUGGAACUCCUCCAGUGAAGUCCAAGGUAGCACUCACACUCCAAUCCUUUCUCAUCUUGAAACUGUUUCUUCUACUCUUCUGUGCUGUCUUGUAUUUGCUUCCUGUUCUUUUAUUACUAUCAUUAGAAAAUCCCGAUGGGUACGAAUCUCAGUCAUUAUGUCUCCUUGCAGUCAUUUCUGGGUAGAGUAGGAUGAGUUUGCUUACGCAGCAAAAAGAUGCUCGUUAUAUUUUCCGUCUACUACUUUAUCAUAUACUGCGAAGCAUGAGAUUGAAGUUCUGCGAAUCCAGUUGUUGUUGGGAUGACGGAUAUAGAGUUGAAGCAGGAAACAAUGGAUUUGGAGAUUUCCAUCCCAUGAGCCGAGAGGGAAGAUGUAAUAAUGUUCUCUUUUGUCUUACAGUGCUGGCUGAUUUGGUGUUUGUUGGGAUUCUUUUCCAAUCUAAGAUCACGUGCUAACUACGUAUCGUUUUAAAAGGUUUGUGGAUAAAAAAGAGUGACAAUCUUUUACAGAUUCGUAACUUUUAUAUGAUGAGAUACUAGAUUGUGGAACUAGGUGACUGUUACCUGUUGUAUAGCCUCUCUAAUCUUUGUGACCAAAUGCUUGAUUCAGAUGGUUCAUCUAAAGCCCUUCGGAUUUUGCUGUUGAUUUACUUCCAAGUCCUUGUUCUUUUGAACUAAGUUUUGAGACUUAUAUAACUGUAGCUUAUAUAGUUAAGAAGAAGGGAUUUUUUAUUUUAAUUUCGAAGUUUUGGGCCUUGAACUUGUAGGCCCACGGAAUUUGUGAACGGGCUUCGGAGAAUAUCACGAGUUAAAAAACAGAAGUUAGAUGAUAUUCUUUUAUUAAAACAAUAAGAAGACUUCCAAUGUUGAUUUUAAGGAUCCAUACAUAUUCUGACAUGAUAAUACAGUUUACACAUCAAUCCGAUGAUUUAUUAUCUUUGUUGUUGCAUAAAUGUACAAGAAUGAUAUGGAAUGUAAGAACAAUAUCGUGAGAUUACGAU
Oldenlandia corymbosa var. corymbosa is the source of this 2318-nucleotide messenger RNA. NCBI's taxonomy places the organism in Eukaryota, Viridiplantae, Streptophyta, Magnoliopsida, Gentianales, Rubiaceae. The record is from the annotation of a GenBank genome assembly.